UGAUGUCGACUUGUGUUCAGCUGGCUGGGACAAGCCUCGCCCGCGAUGACACAUUUCUACACAUACACACACACACUCACAUAAUCGCGGCCUCUCCCUACUUGUUCCCGUGUAUCUCCUGAUUUAUCGGCUAAAACAGGCAAACGAAACGCCGUUAAGACCGAAACUAAAUUCAGUCUCUCUUGUAACUGCGCUUUGUUUCUAACGGCCGCCAGGCUUCGGUAACAGUUACAAGUCGGAAAUGUGGUUCAGUUAAUGACGACUUCUGUUCGGCUAUGGAGGGGAGCUCCUGUUAGGAAGACUGAGAAUUUAAACCAGUUUAAAGUUACUCCGUCGGUGGACACGGAGCACAGGAGGCUUGUUAAGUGAUUGGCGUCAUCUUGAUCCGUGUUUUCAUCAGUUAACUCACAGAGGUCUCCCAGCAGCAGCCAUGGCAGGAGGACGGAUUGCUCUCGGACUACUCGCCCUGGCGUGUUUGCAUUUCCACCGCUGCGGUUCCUUCAACCUGGAUGUGGACAAACCCUCUGUGUAUACCGGACCAGAGGGAAGCUACUUCGGCUUCUCGGUGGACUUCUUCAAGCCCUCAAGCAACCAAAAGUCAGACAUUCUGAUUGGAGCUCCUCGGGCCAACACUUCAUCCCCCAGCAGUGUUGUGGAGAGAGGAGCUGUGUACAGCUGCCCUUGGAAGAGCUCCUCAGCCUGCCAGCAGCUGCAGUUUGAUAACUCAGAUGACAGGAAGAAUACAGGGGGGGCUCAGAUGGAGUUUAAAUCCAAGCAGUGGUUUGGUGCCUCGGUACGAUCUGAUGGAGAACACAUUCUGGCCUGUGCUCCUCUGUACCAGUGGUCCACCUUUGGUGUCUCUGAGCGAGAGCCGGUGGGAACAUGUUACCUGAAGAAAGAAGACAAAGUGGUGGAGUACUCACCCUGCAGAUCAAAUGCCAAUUCGCCAGAAGGGCAGGGCUUCUGCCAGGCUGGCUUCAGUGUCGACUUCCUUAAGAAGAACAACAGAGUGGUGGUGGGUGGACCUGGCAGCUUCUACUGGCAGGGCCAGCUGAUUUCCGAUGAUGUCUCUGAGAUUUUUACCAGAUUCAACGAAAAUUACAUCACCCCUUAUGGAAACACCCUGGCCACCAAGUCAGCCGGCGCCCAGUACGAUGACAGUUACCUAGGAUACUCUGUGACAAUUGGAGACUUCAACGAUGAUGGGAAGGAAGAUUACGUGACUGGAGUACCCAGGGGAGACAAGGCACUGGGCUACGUGAACAUCUUCAAUGGCCUCAACAUGGAGUCUAUGGUCAACUUCACAGGAACUCAGAUGGCUGCCUACUUUGGACACUCGGUAGCUGCUACUGAUGUUAAUAAGGAUGGUUUGGUUGAUCUGUUGGUUGGAGCUCCUCUCUUCAUGGACAGAGGGUCAGAUGGCAAACUGAGGGAGGUGGGACAGGUGUCUGUGUACCUUGGUCGAGGUGGAUUUUCCUUCCAUCCACCCCAGAUGCUCACAGGGUCGGAGGUCUACGCCAGAUACGGCUCUGCCAUUGCGGUGCUGGGAGACCUGGAUAUGGAUGGCUACAACGAUGUGGCCAUCUCUGCUCCUUAUGGAGGCCCCAAUCACAACGGUUUGGUCUACAUUCAUAACGGCCACCCUCAAGGGCCUGACCCGUCACCUUCCCAGGUCUUGCAGGGGAAGUGGGCGUCCAGCUACAUGCCUGCUAGCUUUGGAUACUCCAUGACUGGAAAUACUGACAUAGACCAGAAUGGAUAUCCAGAUUUAAUAGUGGGAGUGUUCGGAGCAGACAAAGCGGUUUUAUACAGAGCCCGUCCAGUGAUCAGUGUGAAUGCCACGUUAGACAUAACACCUCAGAUCAUCAACCCAGAGGAAAAGACCUGCACACUUCCUGGUACCAGCACACCUGUAUCGUGUUUUAAGGUGAAGUACUGUCUGAAGGCUAGUGGCCAGGGAGCUCCAGCCUCUCUCAAUUUUCGUGUAGACCUCAUAUUGGACCGUCUAAAGCAAAAGGAGGCAACUAAACGCGUACUUUUCCUGUUCAGUCGCACCUUUCAGUACUCCAAGAACAUGACAGUGUCGAACGGCAAAGUCCCAGCCUGUGAGGAGCAGCACGUCUUCCUGAGAGAUGAUCGUGAGUUUCGGGAUAAGAUCACUCCUAUCUCUGUGGUGAUGGAGUAUAGUCUGGACUACCAGCGAGCUGCAGACCAAACCGGGCUCCUGCCCAUCCUGGACAUGUCAGCCCCGUCCAAUGUCACCAAGCAGGCUCACAUCCUGUUGGACUGUGGAGAUGACAACAUCUGUAAGCCCGACCUGAGGUUGUCUGUGAAGAGUGACCGCGAGCAGAUCUACAUUGGUGAUGAUAACGCUCUGACACUGGAGAUCAGUGCUGAAAACCAGGGAGAAGGAGCCUAUGAGGCCGAACUCCACGUCUACCCUCCACAACAGGCUGACUUCACCGGGGUAGUCCGCAGUCAGACCCUCACCAGGCUGUCCUGUGCUUACAAGAAAGAGAACCACACCAAGAUGGUGGUGUGUGACCUGGGAAACCCCAUGAAGGGAGGAACCAAGGUGCUGGCCGAGUUGCGCUUCAGUGUGCACCAGCUGUCGGAGGAGGACACUUCUGUGAAGUUUGACCUGCAGAUGGUCAGCUCUAACCAGUUCAACAACACCAGUCCUCGAGUCUCAAGCAUCACCAAGCUGGCUGUCCUCGCUAAGGUCUCCAUCAGAGGGACGUCAUCUCCUGGUCAGGUGCUGCUGCCCAUUGCCAACUGGAAACCUAAAGAACCUCCUGUGGUGGGAGACGACAUCGGACCACAAAUAGUGCAUGUCUAUGAGCUCCUAAACAGUGGGCCCAGUACCUUCAGUAAGGCAGCCCUGGAGGUGGAAUGGCCAUACCAGUUCAAGAAUGGCUCUCUGCUCUACAUCACCAGCUACGAGACUGAGGGACCCAUCAACUGCACCACCGACAUGGAGAUCAACCCGCUCAACGUCUCGAAUCCACUGUCCUCAGCAAAGAACACCAGCAGUGUGCCACCCAGAGAGAGAGAGACUGAGGGAAGAAACCGAAACCAUGUCCGCAAGAGAGACCUGGAGUCAAGAGAGACACAGAACGACCUGCAAACUCUGGACUGCACCACGGCAGAGUGUCUGCGGCUGAAAUGUCAGGUUGGUCGUCUGGAGAGAAGGAAGAAUGCCAUCCUCUUCAUCUACUCCAGAUUGGCUGUUAACAACUUCCUCAGGGCUGAGAAUCAGAAUCGUUCAUAUGUCGUUCGAUCUACGGCCUCCUUCAGCGUCAUAGAGAUGCCGUACAAGAACCUGAAGUCGGAGCUGCCAUCCAAUAGCACUACUGUGAGUGUAUCAGUGAUGUGGGUGGUAGAGAUUCCCCAGCCAGUACCAGGCUGGGUGGUGGCUCUGGCUGUACUGGCAGGACUGCUGCUGCUGGCACUGCUCAUCUUCAUCAUGUAUAAGUUGGGUUUCUUUAAACGGGUCCGCCCCCCACAAGAAGACUGCACUGAGAAGGAGCAGCUUCAGCCAGAGGAGAACGGCAACACUGAUGCCUAGAGGUCAAACUCUGAGGAACUGAUCUGGUCUGUUGUAGAGAAUAGAAAGGAAAAUUCAGGGUAAAAUGGCCGUUGAGGAUGGAUUUGAGAGAAUUUCACUGUAUUCACUGUUGAAUGGCAGAUAAUGGUACUGGUAAAAUUUUUAAUAAUGAUUUUGUUUUUACCUGCCAAGUUGUGUUUGUGCCAAAAGAGAAGCUCACUGGUCAGAACAAAUCAUCAUAGCUCAAGUAUUCUUUUUAAUGCUUACUCAAGUCUUAAGUUUAGGCAAUAGUUCCACAUUUUGGGAAAUGCAUUUUUUGCUUUCUUGCUAAGAGUUAGAUGAGAGGAUUGAUACCACUUGCAUUACUAUGUGUUAAAUAUUAAUCUACAGCCAGCAGCCUGUUAGCUUAGAUUAGCAUAAAGACUGGAAAUAGCUAACCUGGCUCUACCCAAAAGUAACAGAUUCCACCUACCGGAACUUUUAAAGCUCAUGCAUUAGCAUGUAAUUUCAUAUUUAGCAUUCAUACAUGAGAGUGGUAUCAAUCUUGUCAUCUAAUUCUCAGCAAGAAUAGGUCCCAAAAUGUCAAACUGUUCCUCUACCACAGUGACCGUCAAUACUUCAUGGGUCAAAACAUUGAAAAUCUUUUUGUUAAUAGUGUAUGACAUAAGAGGCUUUUGUCUGCAUGAGUGCUGGUAGAGCUUGGCCUGAUAUUAAAUUUGCACUUUUUUUUGUUUAAACUUAAAAUGAUUAAUGAGCUGUGGGUGCUUGUUGCCUUGUACGUCCAGAACUGCUGAUACAUUCAAGUCAUUUUUCAACUUCUGUCAUUACUAGUCUGCCCUGAAUCAGCAACACUGUCUUCUAAAAGAAUUUAUAAAGAACAGUGAAUUGUGAAACUCCUUAAGUGGGCCCCCUUGGGUUUAGAAAGGACAUUGAUCUGGACUCACACAGUAUUAACAAAACAAGAAAAAGCAGAACAUGGAUGAAAUGAUUUUGCAAAUGAAAGUUUAAAUAAUAAAAAAUAUACCAUGAAAACAAAAAACAAACUACCAUCCUGGCUAAGUUGAGUGGCAAGGUGGAUAAAAUAGUCAUAAAUACAAAUGAGAUAAUGAACCAGAGAAUUGUGGGUACAUGAUGGCCUUCAAGUCUUCAUCCUGGUGAAAGGAUGGCCAUGUUGGAGUGAUGAGAUGAAUUGUGUUGUCGAUUUCCAUAUUUGAUCAUAUGUGAUCAUCUACGAGACAGACAGCAAUGAUGCAGCAAUAUGAAAUUUGAACAUUGAACAGUCAGUAAUAAGUGGAAUGGGAAAUGGCUGAUCAGCUGCAUUCGGGUCUCUAUUUUUUGAUAAAGAUGGUUUAGUUUGCUAUGGUAUAAGAAGUGUUACAGUAAUAUAUUUACCCUUAUAUAUUUUCCCUUCCUGCUGUGUGUGGGGGUGGAAGGUUUGAACUUCUCAGAUGAUUUAGUUUAAUAGAAAAUCAUCACUUAAGAGUCAUUACUGCGCUACUUUGGGAUGCUGGUUUCUUUUUUUAGUGUUUUCUUUAAGUGUGUGCCCAGCUCAUUUCAACACAAUCAAGGUAGGGUUUUGCAGUGUUUGGUUUUUAUUCAGAUAAUGUUUGGUUUGAAAAUCAAUGCAAGUGAUGAGAUUAUAAUUUACCUUGCAGAAUCAACCGUUCGCGAAACCCCUCCCCCAAACAGUGAUUGUCCAAUCAUAGCUUAGUUAGUAACCAUAACUAGGCACAGCUGGCCUGUAGUAAGAGAAGAAAGAGUUUAGUUUUUUCCCCUUUAUUAGCCUUCCAAAAUUACAAAUACAAGAGUAUAAUAAGGAAUGGAUUAAACAGUGUGUUGGUCUGUUCUCAGGAUAAGUUGCAAUCUUUAGCAUGUUCAGCUAAAUAGCAGAAACUGAAUCUUAUUUCCACAGCCAAGACCAUUUCAUUAGCAAACUACAUUAGUUUGUGGGGUUACAGGUUAAAAAAGCCAUUCACAGCUAACACAUCUACUGUAUAGUAUUUGCUCACUGUGUGGAAGCCGGUUCUGGAUGCUAUCAGAGUUUAGGCUAAUGUUAGCAGCUCUGUCCUACACUUAAUCGAAUUUGGGGAAGUUUACACUCAAGCAGCCCCAGCCAAUGUUACCUGAGAUGCAGUUACAUUUUUAAAGCACAUCAGUUAGUCCUCAUCCUAAAAGCUUUUUCUCCUUUAAUGUUAACAGCAUACUGUGUAGGAUUUUCCUAAAAAAACAAUGUAUGGACUCAUACAGAAGUAAUCCCUCUCAAUCGUCACUUAUGACCCAGUAGAAGUGUGGUGGUGCAUUAAUCUGCAGGGACUCUGCCUAUAUUUUCUUGUUAUUUUGCUGUGUUCGGGACAUUUUUGGGCAUCAAUCUUUGGGCAGUGGGUGUCUGGCCCUCAGCCAAUAACAGCUCACAGGGUGAGGUCGGGACGUGGACCGGGUUACAUCACUGUGUUUUUGUAUGUGCUUCAUUGUUUCCCCUAAAUGCUUUCAACAGCGGUGCAGCAGCACUGCUACAUCAUGAACACCACUGCAGAAAUUUCACAUUGUAGCCUACAUAAUAAUCACAAUGAAUGCAAACCACAUGCACUUUGUCCACUUUGACGGGGGCUAAUGGAGUGAAGAUUGGGAUGUUUUGCUUCUCUGUCUCUCUACUCUGCUCUCUGUCUGUGUCUGUUUGACCAGGGGUGGGGCUGAGCUACACACACAAACACACACACACACGCAAAGCAGAGAGGGUGCAGAGAGAGAGUGCUCUGCUAGUGUCGUUGAGACGGGGAGGAGGGUCGAACUUUUAAUGUUGUGUUUACAAAUGGCAACCAACAAAUCCUACACAGUAUACCUUUAAAGAUGCAAAGCGUAGCAGCCAAACAGGGUUAAGUUUGAACAAAAUACCAGUCUGAUCUGAGGAUGCUGAUUUUUAGUCUGGGACCUGUUAAUUUUAGCCUCAAUCUGUUAGCUGGAUAUCAUGCAUGAAGCCAUCAAAUGCUCCCCUUUUACAAGAUUUAAAAGGAUACCACUAUCAGUUUAAAGCAAGUUAACCAGAUAGGUUUUUUUUCCCCCAACCAAUUUAUACAACAAACAUCAUUUUAAUCAUUUUGAUGAUUAAAAACCGCUACCGACAGUUGUCCUUUCAGCAAAAUCAAUUCCUGGCUGGAAAUGAUAAACUGCUUUUGUGUACAUCUGUCUGAAAUCAAAUCAAUUAAUCAACCCAUUGAUUAAAAAUGAGUAAGAAUGUUGAUGCUAAAUCUUCCACCUCUGUAAACAGCAUACAGUCUGUGUCUUGUUGGAAAGGAAAGCUUCACAGGCUUAGUAACUGAGGGGGAGCAGCACUAAGCAAAAAGUCAAACAUGACCUUCCACUUGCCAUGAUUUUUUAAAUAGUAUUUUUCCUCAGACUUCAGUUGUGACUGGCAGCUUUGCUGAAAAUAAAAUUGCAAAGUAGAGCAAGUUGCUGUUUUAUUUUUGAGUCAGUGAGUUAGUAAGUCUGUGCGUGUGUGAGAAUAUUUUUACAAAAGAAAAAAAAAACUUUGCUUUGAAUUUACCCAUAUUGGGCUUGCAUUGGAAAUAUAUUAAUCCAAUUAACAAUCACUAUGAAAUAACUCCACAGGAACACUUUGGUUAGCACAUUAUACUGUACAUUGUUCUCUUUCACUGGUUUCUUAUCCACUGCUUUCAUGUUUGCCAUCUCUCCAAAUAUCCUCUGCUGCCACUAGAUGUCACUACUACCAUCAUUAUUUUGAUAGCAAGCUCUUGAUUUCAGCAGCAGAAGUUGGGAAUGCACUAGUGCUACUGGUGGUACAUUGGUAUCACAUACAAUAAUUACAGCAGAUAUGAACCCAGUGUUCACAUGCACAAGGUCAGAAAACUAAGUUCAUUUUCUAUCUUUUUUUUACACUUAGUUGUUGUGUCUCUAAUGGAGGAAAAUUAACUUAAGUUUUCUUUUUUGGACCCCCAAACAAUAGGAUGUUCACACUUGAAGUCAUUUGGCUGAAAGGUUAUUAACAGUAUCAGAUGUAUCACAUAUACAGCUCUUUCUGUUGCUUCCAAUGUGAACAUGUUAAAUAAAUAGUUUGACAUUUUGGGAAAUAUGGUAAUUCACUUUCUUGCUGAGAGUUAGAUGAGAACAUUUAUACCACUCUCACGUAGCUUAGCAUACAGACUAGAAACAGGGAAAACAGAUAACCUAGCUCUGUUCAAAUGUAAGAAAAUCCAACUCCAGCACCUGCAACUCACUAAUUCUCACAUUACAGUAUAUCUUAUUGUUUAAUCCAUACAUGAACUGAAAAGCACAUGGGUUUAUGGGGAGAUUUGUGCUGAAUUACUUGUUCAGGCACUGUGAUUUCCUGGAGUUUUGUCAUCAUUGUGAGGUUACCAGGCAGUCAGUUAGGCAUCCGAUUCCCAGUAUUUAUACUAAGCCAAGUUAACCAACUGCUAGCUGUAGCUUCAUAUUUACCAUACAGGCAUGAUAGUGGUAUCAGUUCUUUCAUCUAACACACCAAAGAAGGAAGAUAGGGGUAUUUCCUAAAAUGUCAAACUGUUCCUUUAGGUCUGCUCCAUUUAGUGAAGGUGACAAAUGUGAGAUUGUGUCAGUAUGAGCACUGAUGGUAGUCAGUAGUACCUGUUGUCUCAAAUCUGAUGAGGUAGAUAUAGUCAUGACAGAGUGGCUUACUGCACUGUUAAAAUAUUUUAUAAAGAUUUUUCCAAGGACAUUGGUGUUUAAACUAGACUAGUAUCAUGGUUUCUCUUGCUGCCAGGGUUCAGCAAGGCUGAUGGCAGCUCACUCUCACCUCAGUUAGUUCAAUUGUUCACAAAAAUUGCAUUUCAUUUGAGUAUUUGUGGUCACUUCUUAAUUGCUUGGAUAUGACUGUAUUCUCAGGAUGACAGUUAUACAUUUACAUUUACAGGACCACAUUUGAACUAUUUCUCCUGAGUGAUUAUACAAAAGAUCUAGAAAUGUCUGUAGCUUAUUUUGACCUGAUUGAAUAGAGUGAUUUGGAGCCAGCCCUGCUACUGUCAGUUUGUUGUGUUUGGGAGGGUUUAACUUUGUUUUAUAUUUAAUACCACUGUCUGUCUUUCUGUCUGACUUCAUUUGAUGUAUGUAUUCUUUCACCUAGAAAAUAAAAAAUAACUUUUUCAUCAGGAGAUGAUUUCACCUUUGAACUGAAAUAAAUUGAUUUGUUCACA
This is a messenger RNA of Thunnus maccoyii (southern bluefin tuna), 8730 nucleotides long. RefSeq names its product integrin, alpha V (gene itgav). Gene Ontology annotation, biological process: cell adhesion mediated by integrin; cell-cell adhesion; angiogenesis. The record is from RefSeq and is a predicted model, not a curated record. Gene Ontology annotation, molecular function: integrin binding. The transcript has 32 exons. Gene Ontology annotation, cellular component: external side of plasma membrane; integrin complex. The coding region runs from base 431 to 3568 and encodes 1045 amino acids. Lineage: Eukaryota; Metazoa; Chordata; Actinopteri; Scombriformes; Scombridae.